Molecule: messenger RNA, 1052 nt
Organism: Durio zibethinus
Lineage: Eukaryota; Viridiplantae; Streptophyta; Magnoliopsida; Malvales; Malvaceae
Source: RefSeq, a predicted model, not a curated record
AUAAAUCCUGGAAUCCUAUUGAAGAGAGACAAGAAAGAGGUUAAACGUGAAACAGGACAAUGAGCUUGUCACUCCUACAAGGCUAUUCUUCUGCGGAAGAAGAAGAAGCAGCAGAGCUCGACCAAAUUCAUUACAGCCACUCUUCCGACGACGACGACAACGUCGGUGUUAAAAACCAUUCCACCGAUCCUAAACGAUAUGACUCCUCCGUCUUCGAUUUCCCCCAUCCCUCCCGUAAAUCCGCUCUUCCUUCCGCAUUCGACGCUUUCUCCCAAAUUUCAGGGCCGCCGGAGUUUCUAAACCAUGCCGUUGAGGAACAGACUUCAGCAAGUGACUUGGAUCAUCAACAAGGAAGGCGCGGAGGCCGGAGAGAUUUCAAAGAAAAGAAGGAUAUGCCAGCUGGUGCUAUGGUAGAGGCCAAAGCUCAACUUGUUGGAAUCCAUGAGCGAGUAAGAAGUGAUAUUUAGGGUAGCAAGCCUCCAACAUCUGCAGCUCCAAGCACCACACUGGAUGGAGCAAAGAAGGCUGCAUCCGCAACAAAUCCAAGUGCAGAAGAUGCUGCGGAGCUUUUGAGAGUGGCCUCUUUAAAGUGUCUAUGCAUGCUCCAUGCACUGCAUGUUGGCAUUUCAUCUUAGCAUAAAUAUGCUAUGUUUAUAGGAUGUGCCUACAAUGUGGAAUACCAAAGACAUACUCCAGUGCUAGAGGAAUGGUCUGUCCUGUGUGCAGUGAUCGUCCUCUUGCAGAUGCUGACAAGGAACCCAAGAAGAAGGGGUCUACUAUCAAAGAGAAAGAGAAGAGUAAGAGAAUGAAGGGCCAGUCAUCUCAUGCAACUUGGAAAAGUGAAACAGAAAUGCAGCUCAGGCAGCAGUUUGACUAGUUGAAUAUUGUAGCAUUGCACCUUGGAGAAUAUUUUGCGUUUAGACUUUAGAGUUUACACAAUCAUGUAACCAUUUUAGUUCAAGCCUAUAUGUCGUUUCGUUAGAGAACCUUGAAUUUAUUGACGAACUGCUUGGAUGUGAUUACUAUAGCUGACUUGCUUCAGAUAAUAUAUG